AUGGGCGGUGUUUGGUCAAGCGGGAAUAGAGCAAAUGAGAGCAGGUUAGGGUUAAUCAAAAAGCCAGAGGAAUUAUGUUUCUCUAUUUCUACACCACGAAUUAACAAGGCCCCCACCUGUUUUCUUGGAAAAGCCAGUACAGUUGGCCUAGAAAAGGCAGUAGAAGUUUUAGAUACACUUGGCAACAGCAUGAGAAAUUUGAAUUCUCGAGGCUUCAUGACUGGAAUGGCAUCUCGACAAGACAAAAUAUCUAUUCUAGCAUUUGAAAUUGCAAACACCAUCACCAAAGCUGCAAAUUUAUUGCAAUCUCUUUCUGAAGAAAAUGUCGAGUAUUUAAACAAGGAACUUCUUCCUUCAAAAGGUGUGCAACAGUUGGUUUCUACUAAUAUGAAGGAUCUGCUUACUAUAGUUGCUCAUGACAAAAGGGAGGAUUUUGCUGUUUUCUGUUGUGAAGUCAUCAGAUUUGGAGAUAUGUGUAAAGACCCACAAUGGCACAAUCUAGGUCGCUAUUUUUCCAAGUUGGACAUGGACACUGUUACUCAUAAACAGCUAAGAACAGAGGUUGAAAUGACAAUGCAGGAGCUGAUAACUCUGGCACAACAUACUUCUGAACUGUAUCAUGAGCUUCACACACUGGAUAAAUUUGAAAAGGAUUAUCAAAGAAAAAUUGAGGCAUUAAUUUUUUUAAAACUGUCUCUCGAAGGAGAACAUGUCAUGAUGUUAGAAAGCGAGCUAAAACAUCAAAGAAAAUCUGUGAGGAACUUGAAAAAGAAGAGUCUUUGGUUCAAGAGUCUGGAGGAGGUUGUAGAGAAGCUUGUUGACAUUGCUACUUUUAUUCAUCAAGAGAUUUCAGAGGCAUAUGGAUAUGAUGGGUUGACAUCCUCGCCUAGAAGAAAAUCAGAAACACUGGGAGAAGCUGGUCUUGCUUUACACUAUGCUAACUUAAUUACUCGAAUAGAUGCCAUUGCCUUAUACCCCACUUCUCCUUCUGAUAACAUGAGGGAUGCACUAUAUAAUGGAUUACCCCCCAACGUGAAGACAUCCCUUCGUUCUCGGUUGCAGGCAGUCUCUAAGGAAGAGCUCACGCUUUCUCAGAUCAAAGCAGAUUUGGGAAUAACACUUCAGUGGCUUGUUCCAAUAGCUACAAAUACUAAAAGGUAGGUACCCGUUGGUGGUGAUGUUGAAA
Molecule: messenger RNA, 1186 nt
Organism: Solanum verrucosum
Lineage: Eukaryota; Viridiplantae; Streptophyta; Magnoliopsida; Solanales; Solanaceae
Product: protein PSK SIMULATOR 2-like
Exons: 9
Coding region: 1-1161 (386 amino acids)
Biological process (GO): positive regulation of growth
Source: RefSeq, a predicted model, not a curated record